GCGUGGCCACGUGACAAGGCAACGUCGUAGCCAUAGCAACAACCAGAGCAUGGCUAACGUCAGGAAAAAGUCAGUCAAACUUUUUAGUAUUUUCGCCUUCGUUCUGUAAGAGACUAUUGACUAUGGGAGAUGAGGAGAUUUCUAUGGAGGCGCAGCAGGAAGGGGAGAAGGAAAUGAAGAUGGUUCCUUCCUGUCCUCCACUCUACCCACUGCCUGAAGAGAUAAAAAAGAUGGAGCGCAGUGAGACGAUGUGUCGCUACUGCGGUGUGAGCUACCUCAUUUUCCACGAGUUCCAUCAGCUCCGCACUCGACUGGCUCAGUUGGAGGAAGAGCUCCAGGAACUGCGAGAGACCACCCAGAGAGAGAAGGCCCAGCGAGAGGCACUGGAGCUGGGCAGGCUGGAGUGGGAGAGGGCAUUUCACCUGGAGGCACAGAGACAGACAGAGGAGGAAGAGAAACGCAUAAGAGAAGAGCUAGAAGAGAGGAACAAAGACACAGUGAGAGCUCUGAGAGAGGAGUUUGAACAAAAGCAUGAGAAGCAGAGGCAAGAGAUGAAAGAGGGGUAUCAGAAAAUCAGUGAAGAAAAAGAGAGACAACUUAGAAGAGAGCUGGGAGACUUGGAGGCGGAGACACUGAGGAAGCAGCGAGAAGAGCUGCGCAGGAUGACCGAGGAGGGAGAGAAAGUUCUGAGUGACGCACUUCAAAAGGCCAAUAAAGAUUUAGACGAGCUGAGAAAAUACUUCCAACAGCUGGAAGAGAGGCUGGCAAAAACGGCUUCCACGAUGAAGGAGGCAGAGCAGCUACUCCACAAAGAGAAGCAGCACGGUGAAAUUCUCAGAGGAGUGUGUGUGCGACAGCAGCAGGCCCUGCAAGCGACUCGCUCUGUGCUCCGAUCCUCUGGCAGUGAGCUCACAGAUGUACGGGGUUUCCUCAGCCAGAUGAUGGGGGUCUGGCAGGCCUUCCGAUCUCAGAUAUUGCAGCGCAGCACACAGGUGUUCUCAGAGAGAACAGUGCUGAGAGAGGAGCUGAGGCAUUCCAGUGUGGAGUUACAGAACAUGAGAGAAGAGAAAGAGUGCCUAACUCAGCAGCUGAUGGAGCAGAGGAGACAGUGUGAGCAGCAGCUGUCCCAACAGAAAGACGCUGAGAACGAGCACAGGGAAAAACUACUCAGGUUAAAAGGAGAGUUGGAGGAGAAACAUGAGAGGUGGUUGUCAUGCCAACGAAGGUGUGACACCAUACAGGGGCAGCUGGCGUCAUGGCAGCAGAGAGAGGGACAAAUGAGUCGGAACUACUGUGCAGCUGAAGAGGAAGUGACACGACUGAGGAAUGCUCUGGAAAUUGCCACGCAGGAAACGAGAGAGCUGAGGAGAGAAAGGGAGAUAUUGAUAGAGUCCCAUGGCAGAGCCCUGACCAAGAUGGAGGAAGACUGCAGACAACAAAUGUCCUCAAAGCUGGCUGCCGCCCUGGAAGAGCAGAGAACCCAGAAUGCAUUGCACCUGAGGGAACAGAUGGAGGAGCUUCGCAGGGAGGUGGAGUUAGAGCUGACAAUUGACAGGGAGAAGAACCAACUGCUGCUCCUACAGUACCAGCGAGGCAGCACACAGCUUCAGCACAAGCUGGAGGAGAGAGAGCAGGUGCUAGUAGAACUGCAGGACGAGCUGCAGGAGGAAAGGAGGAGCAGGGUGAAGGAGAGAAGGAGAGAGGAGGAAAUACACCAGAAGCUGCAGCUCUCCCAACAGCAGGAGGCGCUACAGCGGAGCCAAGCAAAAGCUGAACUACAGCUGGUGACGGAGAGGAAUGCUGAACUUCAAGAAGAGGUGGCGUUACUCCAGGAGACAGUAAGAAAGGAGUGUGAGGAGAGGGAGGAGCUGACUGCUGCCCUGUCUCAAGCUCAAGAGGAGCUUCUUGGGCUGCGAUCCCUAGCAUCUCAUCAGGGUUCCUCCAGGUCUCCUCCAACCCCCAUGGAGAGACUAACUCCCCCAGGGAACAAGCAUUACCAUCUCCAUGGUCAAACCCGGGUACCUCUUACUCGCUCUUUGAACUCCCCAAACACACUGCGACCCUCUCCUGCCUGCCCAGACAAAGACAGCGGACAGGGCACAGAUGGAGGAAGAGCAGGGAGGAGUUUUGAGUCUUGGAAUCGUGGUAGAGAAAAAAGACGAGAGGGGACACUGCCGAGACUGAAAGCCAGCAGCAGCGUGAGCGAAGUCAAAAGUACGGUCAGUUUGGCGAUGGUGAGGAAGGAGAGACUGUAAAAAGCAAUCUGAAUGAAGGACCAUAUAUGUAUUAAACAGCUAUUGCGCCUUCAAAAAUAAAACAUUUCAAUGUUG
This is a messenger RNA of Perca fluviatilis (European perch), 2330 nucleotides long. RefSeq names its product leucine, glutamate and lysine rich 1 (gene lekr1). Lineage: Eukaryota; Metazoa; Chordata; Actinopteri; Perciformes; Percidae. The coding region runs from base 123 to 2255 and encodes 710 amino acids. The transcript has 12 exons. The record is from RefSeq and is a predicted model, not a curated record.